Messenger RNA from Mercenaria mercenaria, 1505 nucleotides. Its product is annotated as lysine-specific demethylase 8-like. Gene Ontology annotation, molecular function: histone H3K36 demethylase activity. Gene Ontology annotation, cellular component: nucleus. The transcript has a single exon. The record is from RefSeq and is a predicted model, not a curated record. NCBI's taxonomy places the organism in Eukaryota, Metazoa, Mollusca, Bivalvia, Venerida, Veneridae. Bases 51 to 1304 code for a protein of 417 amino acids.
UGAGUGCCACCAACAGCGAUGUCCUAGUCAGUUUAGAGGCUUUCUACAAAAUGGAUCUACCAACUUUGUUUGGGGAAGUGGUUAAUAAGAAGGUCAUAGGGAAAGCUGCAGAAGUGCAAAUGUUUUCUGCCCUUAGUAACUUAUCAUCGAGCAGGUUUAAGGAAAGUUUUGGUGAAUGUAAAAUAAUGCUAGAUUUUAUAUGGGAGCAGCUCAAUCAAGGUCACUGGAAAGAUGUAGAUAUAAGCUGGCGGUAUGCAUACACAAUUGUGUCAGUUGUAAAGGCUUUAAGCGAAUAUGCACUUCUAAGAAGAGGGGAUAAUAGUUUUACUUUUGACCAAAUUAUGAAGUCAUGUGACAUGGGCUUACUUAUGGGGGCUCCAGUUAAGGACAACAUACUAGCAAGGCUAUGCUCGAAUCUCAGGGAGGAUUACCAGAAAAUUACUAAAUCCAACUUUGACGAAAACCAACAACAUGGUAAUUCUACUAUUAAAGAAAGUAAGCCUACACCAGAUUCCAAAAUUGACAUUGAUGUAGCAGUCAAACGACCAAAACUGAUGCAGGAAGAACUUGUUGAAUCAAUUACAGCGGAAACGAGUAUUAACAAAAUAUCCUGUCCGUCGAUUGAAACAUUUAGGAGGCUAUAUUAUGCAGCUGAAACUCCAGUCAUCAUCACAGAUGCAAUGGAAGGUUGGCCAGCUCUAGGCAAUAGAAAGUGGACCCUAGAUUAUAUCAAACAGAUGGCAGGGUAUAGAACAGUUCCGAUAGAAUUAGGGUCUAAAUACACAGACGAAUCAUGGUCACAAAAGCUUAUGACAGUCCGAGAAUUUAUAGACACUUACAUAGAAAGAAAAACUGGCGAAACUGAUACAGGAUAUUUAGCGCAGCACCAGCUGUUUAACCAGAUUCCCGAGUUACAGGAUGAUAUAUUGAUACCAGAUUAUUGUUACCUUGGUGACAGUGAAGAUGUUGAUAUAAAUGCGUGGUUUGGGCCUAAAGGGACAGUGUCACCAGUACAUUAUGAUCCAAAGCAGAACUUUUUAGCCCAGGUUAUUGGUGAAAAAUACAUCAGGAUUUAUCCGUAUUCAGAAACGGAUAAAUUAUAUCCACAUGAUACAACCCUACUGAAAAAUACAAGUCAAGUCGAUAUAGAACACCCUGACCUGGAGCGAUUUCCGAGAUUUAAAGAUGCAAAUUAUGUCGAAUGUGUCCUUAAAAGUGGACAGAUGUUGUACAUUCCACCAAAGUUCUGGCAUUUUGUAAAAUCUCUUUCUGUCAGUUUUUCUGUAAGUUUUUGGUGGGAGUGAAGCAGUUCGAGUGGCAGUUGGUUUUACUGCAAUCAAAAAAUGUGUUAGAAUCUUUAAGUUUUCAUGGAUAUGAUUGCAAGUUUACACAUCUGACAUAGCUGAUGCAGAGUCAGACAUUGUAAACAUUCAAAACAAUUUAAAUAUUUACUGAGUGAUCUGAUAAACCAUUCUAAAGGAUGAUAAAAAUAACAGGGCUCUGUU